Molecule: messenger RNA, 4625 nt
Organism: Anopheles nili
Lineage: Eukaryota; Metazoa; Arthropoda; Insecta; Diptera; Culicidae
Product: VWFA and cache domain-containing protein CG16868
Exons: 4
Coding region: 1-4542 (1513 amino acids)
Cellular component (GO): voltage-gated calcium channel complex
Molecular function (GO): voltage-gated calcium channel activity
Source: RefSeq, a predicted model, not a curated record
AUGAAGCGGCCACCUCAUACCGUCCAGUAUUAUUAUGCUUCGUUGGUGCUGUUGGCGCUGCUACUUGCGCCACUUCAGUGCCGGGGUGCGUUAGCACCCUCGAGCACAAUUUUUGUAAAUAGCAUAGUUCCUCUGAUAAGCAACAUUAGUGUAAGUGUACCGAUAAGUUCCGAUAACCACCAAGUGCCUGGGGUGACGAUAUCUUCACCCACAUCAUCGCCGUCCGCGCCAGUAUCAUCGACGGCACCUGGCUUUGGGGUCACGCCAGUGGCAUCCCUAGCGAACCACGGUGAAUAUGGCAUUCAGGAGUUGACGAAAAUGCUGGAAAACACAUUCGAGCACAUCCGCAACGAAGAGCUCGACGUGGCGAACGUGCAGAAACUGUACAACAACCUGGAAAUCACAACCACAACGCGCGAUGACGUCGAGCUGCUGGAAAGGAUCGCCCAAAAGUUAUCCAGGAAGCUUGAUCAAACGAUCUCGGUGAUCGAAGAGCUGCGACGGUUCAUCCAGCAAACCGGCACGAAGUACAGCGCCAAGUACAACACCCUACUCAACCCGUGCCCGUACAGCGAGCACAUCAACCCGUGGGAAGACGAUGCUCCGUUCGAUCUGCAAAGCUUCAUCCAGAGCACGAAGUUGUCCAAUGUUUCAGCGAGUCGGCAGCAACCGCUGGCAGGCGAUCCGGGUCUGGGAACCAGCGGUGGCUCCGGAAGCUCUGGUACCGCGGGCGGGUUCCUCGAUUUCAGUGCCUUCCCGGCAAACGCGGACUCUGAUCGGCCACGGAUACGCAUCACUGAUCAGACGAUCGACGACAAUAAUGCGAAUCUGCAGCAGCUAUUUGCCGAGCAGAGUGCGCUCAUGGACGACAAUUAUGUCAGCUACCGACAGCAGUUCUUUCUGUCCUCGUUGGACCAUGCGAGAGCUUACAAGUGUCACUAUUACCCGCGAGACAGUCGGUUGAAGGCACUUUACCUGUCUGCCGUGCGCAACAAGCACGUGAUGAUACUGCUCGAUGUCGGCAACACGAUCACAUUUGAUCAGCUCGAGGUGGCGAAGGCGAUCAGCAAGUUUGUGCUGUAUCUGCUCAACGAGAAUGACCGCGUGUCGGUGGCUGCAGUAGGGCAGCGUGUCGUUACGUCGGAAGAAUUCUUCGACUGUCACAGAUCGGAUCGGUUCGUGCGUGCGACUAUGGACGAAAAGGAGCGGUUGGUGGAGUUCAUCGAAUCGCGGAACCGCACGAAACAGGCGACGGAUCAUGCGGCUGGGUUUCGGUACGCGUUUGACGCAUUCAGCGACAUCUACCGAAUGCACGACGAUGAGGUACCAGUGGUGUUCCUGUAUCUUGGGCGUGCCCUUCUUCCAUCGGGUUCGCCGCUGGCGAAGAGCAUCUUGCAAACUAUUCACGACGGUCAGACACGCCUGCCUUACCCGGUGAUUAUCAACAGCUGCUUAAUUUUGUUGGAUGAGCGCGAGGUUUCCCAGGAGAAGCAACUUAUUGUGGACAUCAGCACACAGAACUACGCCCGGUACAACCUCUCGCAGGUCAUCUAUCCCGCCGGGAAGAUGGUCAUGAUUUCGAAGCACUCAUUCGACGCACAGCGAUUUAUCGUGGCGCUGAUGGAACCGUUUUUGAGCGCAGCUCGGUUCAUCGAAGAGCAUCUGCGGGUACACCUACCGUAUUACGAUCCGGCACUGCAGGACACGGUCGUGACGGUGAGCUAUCCGGCUGGAACGCACGGGCUCGUUGGGGUUGACCUUUACUUGAGUGAUCUGGCCGAGCAUGUCGCUUACUACCGGCAGCAGGACGAUUCGUACGCAUUUCUGAUCGAUCUGCAAGGUAACACGAUCAUGCAUCCAUCCUUCCCGCGCCCGAUAGCUGCCCGAGGGAAUUUCUUCGUCACCAAUAUCACCCGGUUAGAGCGUGAGCAUUUCGCUCCGGCCUAUAAACGGAUGCUUGCCGAUCCGGAGGGGAAUUUGCGAAUCAACCACUACGGUACGAACCGUACCACAAUGUACUACUGGAAGCGGGUGCAUUCGUACAUCGUUUGUAUCGUACGUACGUUGAAUGUGGACGCGGAACAAUCCUUCGAUACGGACGGGUCCAGCUUUUACGCCGCCUCAAGCACCACGGCGCAGAACAUGUAUCCUUUGUCUGGAAGUGCUGGUGGUGGAAGCAAUGUGGAGUACAAUUUCAUCGCAGCCAGCAGCAGCACAACACGGAACCUUCUGUCGAUGCUGCUCCACCAUCGGAUUGACAUCUAUCCUCCCCAGCAACAACGGCCUUCAGCCGAUCUGUUGCAAUCCGGAAGCGACGGAUCGAUGUGCCGACUGGUGAAGCAACUGGCCGUGGCCGACGCAAGCACGUUGUAUCUAAGUGCGUCCUCGUUUCAGUCACCGUUCGCCCACAUUAGAAAUAACCGCGAGGGCACUAGCGAAGAGGACAACGUGAGGACGAUACAGAACAUCAUGGCUUACAUGAAGGACACGUACGGGAAGCUGCUGUUUGCCAACCCGGGUCUCCAACCGGACGUUCGUAGCGAUGUGCUAGCGCUUCUGCAGAUACUUUACGACUACCGGCUGCGUCACGCCCAGAGCAAUCUCAGUCGGUACGUCGUGAGACGUUAUGCCGCCACCGUGAACGGAGUGCUGCAAGUAUUCCCUGGCGGUUUGCUUGACACCGAUCUCGAACCAACCAAGCGGCCGUGGUUCGUGAAAGCGAUGGAAUACCCCGGACGGAUGGUGGUAACGCAACCGUAUCUGGAUGCUGGUGGCGCUGGUUACGUUGUCAGCGUCGCAUAUGCAAUCUUCGAGGGACAAUCGGCAGGAACGUCUUCCGGCAGUGCGGAUCACCGGGCUAUAGCCGUUGUAGCGGUAGAUUUUACACAGGCGUUCUUCUAUAAGCUGCUGUUGGACUCCGCGGCCGUCUGCAGUAUGGAAAACAUCAAGUGCUUCCUGAUGGAUGACCGCGGCUACCUGGUGGCGCAUCCGAUGCUUGCGGAAGCGUCACUGAGACCGGGAAACACGCGUCGUACCGUGGAGCACAUAACGCACAAGGAAUCGCAGGUCGCGAACGACAUUCUCAACCACAAGCAGUUGGUCACGAAGAAAAUGUGCUACAACUACGUGAACCGCACCGUGCAGCGUUUCUACCAGUUCAAUAUGAGCCUCGCAGUGGACGAAGUUAUCACUAAUCUGUUGUACGGUGAGAAAACAAAGUAUCAAAUAAUGCUGAUUCCGGGCACGAAUCUGUUCCUUGGCAUCGUCAAUUCCACCAACGAUGGGGGUGCUUUCUGUCCGUGUAGUACGGUCGGUAACUCCUGUCUCAAUUGUAAUCGCAUGGAGCAAACGGAAUGCGAGUGCCCUUGUGAGUGUCCUCUGGAGUAUGGUUGGGCCGAUGGGGACAGUGGUGCUAGUGGGUGUUCGGUGCAGCCAAAACGAAUAAAAUUGGCAGGAAACCUUCCGGUCCCACUCUGUUCACCUUUGCCCGAAGAAUUGAUAUCGAUGAGUGCUAUUAACUACGACACGGACUACGAGUUGAAGAGCUGCACUGGUAUCAAUUGUGAAGACUACACGACCCAGAACGAGUGCUUAGGUUUGGUUGGUUGCGAAUGGUGCCAGAUAGAUGUGGACGGAGAAAACAAGUUAAGCACGCCAUUCUGUACGGCGCAGUUGGCCUGUUUCAACGGCGUUUUCGGAGCACCAACGCCUUACGGUGAUGCAGCGUACACAGGCAAUAACAUGGAAUCGAUCUUACCGCCAGCCUACAGUUCAAUUGGGCCCGUUGCCGGAGCCAUUUUGGCGCUUUGUCUAGUGGUCGGGUUCGCGAUGUACUGCUUCCGGCAGAAUACCGACCAGAGCGGAGCGUCCGAUCAACUGUAUGACGAUCUGGUUGCAGACCUCUGCCACGGGUUGCCAUUGUCCCGCUUUGAUCUAGAUGAUGGAAGUCCGUCAGACGACUGCGACAUUGGUCGCACGAAUGCCAAGCAGAAUCUACUGUUGAACGGUCAGCACAACGCGAACUACAUGAUCAUCCCGAACGUGGCUUCGCCGUAUCAAAUGUCCUCGGACUAUCGCCGCCCAAAUGGCGGCGGUGGCGGUGGUUCAUCCGAUCAUGGUUACUCCACCAUGACGCACCACGAGGAAUCCGAGCAUCUGUGUUUAUCGAACGUGGAUCCUCAGGGCAUCCCUACGGCUCACGGAAGCGGAGGGCAUGGUGCUAGCGGUAAGCGGCACUCCAUAUCGGACAGCGCGUCGAUAAGCACGUCCGUUUCAAGCCCGUACAGCAACCACACUGGAGGUGCCGGAAGCUCGUUCCUCUCGAAACCACCGAUGGUGGGCGAGGCGAAAACGUUCGGUACGAUCGCGGAUCGGUUUACGGAUCCGUCGAUGCAAUCGUUACUUCCCUCUCCGACGUCCGUCUCAAGAACGGGUGUGCUUGGGGCGACGGUACUGCCACCGGGCUCACCCGUUGCCAGCCCUCCCAGCGGGCACCACAUUCUCGUCCCUGUGACCGUCCAUCGAAAUAUGGAGGUUUCUUAGGUGCGAUGCGGUGAUGCACUUACUCUGAAAGGUAUCUUUUGUCACCUUUCAAUCUGUGUUAAGGAUUGUUUGUAAAGAUUUCC